ACCGGGGAAACGUUAAAAGUACCCGACUCUUGUAGACGGUCGUCUUCAACUAUGGAUACUCUUCAGGUCGAUGAUGGCUUCCAUUCAGACGGUGGCUCAGUCUCACCGCCACCGAGUCCCAGCUCAUCGAGCUCACCAUCGAUUCUAUCGACGACCUCUGAUCAUGGUUCACUGGAGAGUGUAAUCGAUUCUAGCACACAUCGUUUGCAGAUUGAGUCUGCAACGUCGUGUAACUUUUUGACGACAUCACGACGCCUGGCAGUGCUAUCGUUUGAACAAUGUCGCAAACUGAACGACGUUAUGAACGAUGUUGUUGCCAUACACGGUCGUGGUAAUUUUCCAACAUUGGAAGUUAAGCUAAAAGACUUGGUAACAAUGGUACGAAAAAAAUUGGAAUUAGAUGUUUCGUCAGGCGGUGGUGGUGUCCAAGUAAAAGACAUCCGAUUGAACGGAGGCGCUGCUAGUCAUGUUUUAGCUUCUGAACCGCAACCAUACAAUGAUUUAGAUCUCAUAUUUGGUAUUGAAUUCAGUUCAGGUCGUCAUUAUGAUCGCGUUAAAAUGGCCGUACUAAACACAUUGAUGGAUUUGUUACCCGAGGGUGUGUCGCGUCGUCGCAUCACACACACUACGCAACUGAAAGAGGCCUAUGUUGGUAAAAUGGUCAAAGUGAACAAUAACAAUGAUGGCGAUCGUUGGAGUUUGAUAUCACUAGGCAAUUCGCCGGGCCAUAAAAAUGUUGAGCUGAAAUUUGUCGAUACAAUGCGACGUCAAUUCGAGUUUAGCGUUGAUUCAUUUCAAAUUAUGUUGGAUUCAUUGUUACUAUUUUAUGACUGUGCCGCGCUACCGAUAUCGGAGAAUUUUUACCCGACCGUUGUUGGUGAAUCCGUCUACGGUGAUUUCCAAGAAGCGUUAUAUCAUUUGCAAAAAAAAUUGAUCUCAACGCGGCAGCCAGAAGAGAUUCGCGGUGGUGGACUACUUAAAUACUGCAAUUUGCUUGUGAGAAAUUAUCGACCAGUCGACUAUAAUCAGAUCAAAACGUUGGAACGGUACAUGUGUUCACGAUUUUUCAUCGAUUUUCCGGAUAUUGCAACGCAGACGAUAAAAUUGGAAUCGUAUUUGCGCAAUCAUUUCUGGGGCGUUGACGAGGAGCCAUUGCAGUAUCAAUACUUGAUGCAUUUACGCGACGUGGUCGAAACAUCAACUGUCUGUUUAAUGGGCCACGAGCGCCGUCAAACACUUUCGCUCAUCGAAACAUUGGCCAUGGAAAUCUACUAUCGCGAGCAACAAAAGACACAACAACAAAUUCAACAGCAAAUCCAAACGCAGCCAAUGUUCUUCGUACACACAACAACAACACCGCGGGCGACAAAUGCUCCGACGCAAUUGACGACGUCUCGAUCGAAGCCCGACGAGUAUGACAAAACGUGGCAAGUGUCACAACAACAGUCACAACCACCGCAAAUCAUUCAUGCCACCCAAUCGCAACAACUGCAGCCAAUUACUGGUGUCAGUGUCGCACAAGACCAGAACGCCAAUACAUUGCGACUGAUUUUUGCGAACGGUAUAUACUACGCGCCUGUGAUUCCUACCACGUACUGCACGUGCAAUUCACAAUGGACAACGUGAAUCAACAGCAACAAAAACAACUUUCAGUUCGUCAAACAAGAUUCGAUAUCUUCGUAAAUAUAUGGGACUUAUAUUCAACAAAAUUAUUUACACUGGCUUCCUCAACUCAUGACACAUUUGACCGAUUUGAUUUGAGUGCGGCGAAUGACGUCCACACAUUCACACACACACACACACACACACAUACAGUCACACACUCUAUCUAUAUCGAAAAAAUAAAGAGUAAGUUGAGUCCUAUUGUUUACUAAGAUAUUCCUCAAUAUUCAUACAAUAUCCGAUUCUAUUACAUCACUUGCAUUCAAGAUGUUGUUGAAAAUUAACGAACUUGAGUUUCUAAACACUUAAAAAUAUGAUGGAAUGCAAUUUAAAUGUAUAAAUAUGUGAACAAUCGAAAAGGAAAUAUAUAAAAAUGCGAGAUGGAUACAAUUAGUGUAAAAACGUGGACAAAAAAAAAACAAUCAGAACUUUCCGGUUAUAAAAACAAAUACAAAUAUAUGUACAUCUCAGAAAAGUGCAAAAAAAUUUAUGCUAUAUUCUGGCGUUAAAAUAAUAAUAAUAACGAAACAAAAAAAACAAGCCAAAAUACUUUCACACCUUCAAACCAAGUACAGCUAUAAUCAUUUGUAAAGCUUAGUUUGAUUGCGAAAGGUAAAUGUUGUACGUAAAUCGAUAAGAGUGAGAUCGAGAAGAGCAAGAAAAAUUAGAAGAAAGAGUGAAAAUGACGAGGCAAUAAACAAUAAUUAAACAAUGAAGAAAAAA
Molecule: messenger RNA, 2385 nt
Organism: Sitodiplosis mosellana (orange wheat blossom midge)
Lineage: Eukaryota; Metazoa; Arthropoda; Insecta; Diptera; Cecidomyiidae
Product: terminal nucleotidyltransferase 5C
Biological process (GO): mRNA stabilization
Molecular function (GO): poly(A) RNA polymerase activity; RNA binding
Source: RefSeq, a predicted model, not a curated record